Chlamydomonas reinhardtii is the source of this 2369-nucleotide messenger RNA. RefSeq lists its product as uncharacterized. Gene Ontology annotation, cellular component: mitochondrial matrix; ribonucleoprotein granule. NCBI's taxonomy places the organism in Eukaryota, Viridiplantae, Chlorophyta, Chlorophyceae, Chlamydomonadales, Chlamydomonadaceae. The record is from RefSeq and is a predicted model, not a curated record. Gene Ontology annotation, biological process: mitochondrial RNA processing; chloroplast rRNA processing; regulation of mitochondrial mRNA stability. The transcript is spliced from 2 exons. Gene Ontology annotation, molecular function: RNA binding. The coding region runs from base 182 to 1897 and encodes 571 amino acids.
CUGGAGGACCUGCAAGCAGUCAUCGAGAAGCGGCUAGCGGCAAGACGUGAGAACCUUGUCAGCUGCCUUCGGCCGUUGCGGCAAGGUGCGUGGACUGUGAGGCAGGGGCAGGGUUGACGGGGGAAGCAAUUGUGUCUUACCUGCAACUUAAGGACGUACACGGACUGACACAAAUUCAGUAAUGUCCCUUCUGGCCCCUUCGCGCCCUGCAGCUAGAGUCAGUACUCGCCGGAAGGCCGCCACAGCCGCGAUCCGCGCCAGCAUCAUUGCGACCCUCACGCCUGCUCUCCUUCCUCUCGUGCCGCGCAUCCGCAACCCGUUCGGCUGCAGCAUUCCGCUGUGGGUGCUGGCGAAGGCAGGGGCUGCCAGUGACGAGCGUGUGGAGUCACAGCUGGCACCGGUGCUGCUGCAGCGGCUGGGGGAUCCAGUAUUGCUGAAACAUGCCGCACCUCAGAGCCUGGCGAACGCGCUGUAUGCCUUGGGCAAGCUGCGCGAGGACCAGCAGCAUCGGGGCUCGGGCUGGGACCCCACCGCAUCGGCGCACCUGACAGCGCUGGCACGUGCUGUGGCCUCGCGGCUUCGUGGGGCGUGGGGGCACGGCUUCAAUGCCCAGGAUACUUCGAACAGCUUGUGGGCGUGCGCCAAGCUGGGAUACCGCGGCUCAGAACUCUCGCUGCCGCUGGCGGAAGCGGCAGCAGCCCUGGCGGUGCUGGAGACUUUGUGCGGAGAGACGCUGCGGCGGCUGCGGGCUCCAGAGCUCGCUGCAGCGUUCAAGCCGCAGGAGCUGACCAACAUCCUGAUGGCGCUGCAGGGGCUGCCACAGAUUGGACGCCAGCAGUCAGAGCUGCUGGCGGCGGCAGUAGCAGCUGUGGAUUUGCAACGGGACUUUGCCGGUUACAACUCACAGGACCUUAGCGACUCGGCCUGGGCCCUGGCCAAAAUGGGGUAUGGGCAAGGAACAACGCCCCUAUCCUCGAAACAGAGCCAGUGGUAUGCGGCGGCGGUGGCAGCAGCUCAGCGGCCCGGGGUCAUGGCCAGCGCCAAGCCGCAGGCGUGGGCCAACCUACUGUACGCGCUGGCGUUGGUGCGCUAUCAGCCGUCGCCCACUCUGCUUGAAGCGGGUGCAGCAUCUGUCAUGGAGAGCGGCACUGCACACUCUUGCGCCAUCACGCUUUGGGCGCUGGCGGUGCUGCAGCUGCGCCAUGCCGGCGUGGAGUCAGCGGUUUGCGACCGGCUGGGCGAGCUGCUGUGGCUACAUCCGGCGUCGGUUCCUGUGCAGCACCUAUCCAGCAGCCUGUGGGCCCUGGCUGUGCUGGCAGGCGGUGGUGGCCCUGCUGGCCUGGCUGCAGCUCCACUGGCCCGGGCACUUGCGGAAGAGGCCGUGCGGCGCCGCAAGGAUCUUACCAAAGGCGGUCUUGCGCAGCUCUGGCAGGCCCGGCAAGAGUUGGGCAACGAGGUGGAGGCUCUCACCCGUGGCCCCGACGUACAAGCCGCGAUGGAGGCGGCGGUGGCUGCCACCCAGGCGACAGGAUCGAACCCCAGCAGAACGCAGGAGCAGGCGGCGAAGGCACUUCUUAGUCUGACGCAGAAGGGUCUCCUGCCCAUCGUGUCAGUGUGGACGGAGACGGCGGUGGAGGGCAUGCUGGGGCGUGUGGAUAUCGUGACGGACUGGAGCUUUGGGCGGAUGGUGGCCGUGGAGGUGGACGGGCCGAUUCACUUCCUUAGAGGCCGCAAGGGUAACGUGUCCGCGGUAGACGGUUCCACGGCCCUACGCAACCGGCAGCUGCAGCGGGCAUUUGGGAAAGGUAACGUGCUGUAUGUGCCGUACUGGCAUUGGAACGGGCUGAAGACGCCUGCCAAGCAGGAGGCCUACCUGCUGCGGCGGCUGCAACAAUAGAAUGUGCGGUCACUAGCACUGCCACUGGCGUUGGGCGAGACACCAGGAGACGGAGGAGAUGCUACUCGCCGGCAAAUGCAGCGGAUGAGUUCGGGGGGGGGGGGUAUGGCAGUUGCAGUAGCAGUACAAGGGGUGCAGCAGUACCACCAGCAACAACAGCGACAGAGCCCCGCCUGCACCCCAGCUUUACCGGAGAAGUGGAGCAGGGCUGAGGUCCUGUGGGGUGGCUGGUGGCCUGAUCCCGCUGGUGGGGUGGCAAGAGCUGCAUACGGGUCUGCACCCAGCAUGUGAAGCGCCUGGUAUUGGCGGACAGAGACCUAUACCCCGCGGAGGGCUCCUUGGGCGCAUGCAGCCGAUUGAAGAAAGGUACAUCAUCCGGCGCGUCAUUACACGCGCGAAGAAAUCUGCGCGGGAAAGUGGACCGGGUGGCACGUGGAGCCGCGCAAGGCCGCUCGUGUAACAAACUGAGGUU